This is a messenger RNA of Condylura cristata (star-nosed mole), 3073 nucleotides long. RefSeq names its product serine/arginine-rich splicing factor 10 (gene SRSF10). Bases 98 to 751 code for a protein of 217 amino acids. The transcript is spliced from 7 exons. Gene Ontology annotation, molecular function: RNA binding. Lineage: Eukaryota; Metazoa; Chordata; Mammalia; Eulipotyphla; Talpidae. The record is from RefSeq and is a predicted model, not a curated record.
CGGAGCCCUCUGGCUGUGCGCGUCUGAGGAGCCGCAGCCCGAGUCGCGGACGGUUUGCUGAGCCCGUUAGUACUCUCCCGAGACUCACGCCGCCGUCAUGUCCCGCUACCUGCGACCCCCCAACACGUCUCUGUUCGUGAGGAACGUGGCCGACGACACCAGGUCUGAAGAUUUACGACGUGAAUUUGGUCGUUAUGGUCCUAUAGUUGAUGUGUAUGUUCCACUUGAUUUCUACACUCGCCGUCCAAGAGGAUUUGCUUAUGUUCAAUUUGAGGAUGUUCGUGAUGCUGAAGAUGCUUUACAUAAUUUGGACAGAAAAUGGAUUUGUGGACGCCAAAUUGAGAUACAGUUUGCACAGGGGGAUCGGAAGACUCCAAAUCAGAUGAAAGCCAAGGAAGGAAGGAAUGUAUACAGUUCUUCACGCUAUGAUGAUUAUGACAGAUAUAGGCGGUCUCGAAGCCGAAGUUAUGAAAGGAGGAGAUCAAGAAGUCGGUCCUUUGAUUACAACUAUAGGAGAUCUUAUAGUCCUAGAAACAGUAGACCGACUGGAAGACCACGGCGUAGCAGAAGCCAUUCCGACAAUGAUAGAUUCAAACACCGAAAUCGAUCUUUUUCAAGAUCUAAAUCCAAUUCAAGAUCACGGUCCAAGUCCCAGCCCAAGAAAGAAAUGAAGGCUAAAUCACGUUCUAGACCAAACUGCAGCUGGAAUACCCAGUACAGUUCUGCUUACUACACUUCAAGAAAGAUCUGAGAAAGCGGAAAAAGAACCAAAGAAGGGCAGUUCAAGCGACCAAAGGGUGGGUGGAAGGUGCUGCAGUAUGAAUACUGUACGAAUAUUUUGACUCUGGUCUGAAAAGAUAAAAGAAUGUUAUCGAAACUACAUGGAAUAAUUGAAGUCCCUUCAAGUUUGAAAGUAAGCAUUUUAGGACAAUUAAAAGGAAAUUCAACUUUGUACUUGUGGAAACUAACCCCUAAAUCUGAAUAGGUUUAUAUUGAUUCAUGGGUAACAAGUCCAUAAUAAAUUACUGGAAACUAGGAUGUCUGAGUAUCGAGGAAGACAGCCAUAGUCUUUUACAGUGCCUCUAUUGGUCUGUUUCAAAUUAAAUUGGGUGAGAAAAGGUGUGGUCCAAUUUAAAUUUUCUCUUGGGUUUUCUCUUAAAAGUCAGUUGCAUUUUCACCAUUGGCAAAUAUUGCCUUUAUUUAUUCCAGUGCCAGUGUUGUCUGCUUAAUGGUUUGCUUUGUUGGCAUCUGAGUUUAUUUACUUAUAUGCCACAUGCUGUUUACAUAUUCCUUAAACAUUAAAUUCUAGUUAUACUUGACAUCCAUCAAAGAGGGUCGGUCCAUCUCUUCUCACCUCUUUUCUAGUCAGUGUAUUCAGCAAACAUUUACUGAGCCCUUAAAGUGGGCAAGAAUUAUACUGGGUAAUGGGGAGAAAAAUAGAUAAAAUGCAAUUACUCAAUAAAUGUCUACUGAGCACAAUCUAGUGAAUCAUUACACAGUGGCCUCAUUGUCUUGUUUGAGGUGUGUUCAUAACUUUUACAGCAGUCAUGCUAAUGUAAUUAUAAAGCCUUUAAAACUAUCAAAGAUACGUAAUCUUGUGGUUAUCUGCCAUUUAAAAGUAUCCAAUAUUUGUUUGCAUCCCAUUAAUACAAGAUAAUCAAAAUGAUGUUUUAAUCUGUAAUAAUCUGAUUUGUUGUGCAGUGACUGUAAUAUACUAGAGUUAUAUUAAAUUGUUAACUCUGCCUCCUCCAAAACUUUAGGAAAUAAUCCUUUAAAUAAGUAUUUAAUUUUGCGUUAGAUAUAAAGGAGACACUGGGUGCUAUAAUUAGAUUAUUUUGAGGCAGACAGCUGUUACCCCAACUGAUUUAGUAUGUUCUGUAAUUGAGAAAAUGUUCACCAAAUUAUACUUUUUAGUGAUUGACAUGUACAUUUUAUAGGGGACAUGUUCUGUGUAUAGUGAAUAAAUAAUUUUUUAUAGUAUCACAAGAUGUUUUGAUUCCUUAGUUCCUUCUUAGGAUAUGAAGCUUGUCUACCUAUAUAUUGAGUCCGUCAUUCACAUAACUUGAUUUUUGUCAUUUUUUUCCACUUAGUAAAAUUUUCCAUGUAAAGUUUCAUCUAAAACUAUGAAAGUGUUUAAUUAAGCCUUUAUAAAGACUUUGAAAGUAGAGCAGAAAACACAUAAAGGGGAAAUGAAAUGGUACAGGUACUUUUACCCGUUUAUUUAAAAAAUGUUUUGUUUUUUUUUUUUUUUUACGUGUCUCCAAGUUCACACAGUAAAUAAAGUGGAAGAUGCUAUAUUAGAGUCCAUAGUUUUUCAUUUGGUCCAUCUCUUCCCCUUUUUAAUGGAAAUUUCAUAAAUAAAAUAUGCAAUCUAAAGUUCACUGAGGGGAGAUUUGAUAGAUUUCUAAAAAUGACACUGGGAAGUAUUUUGAGAAAGAGGUUUGUUAACGGUAACUGAAACCUCACACUUGUCAUUUUUCCAGCCUAUGUUCCAAACAUUAGUCUCACCAUGCUGUGUUUUGAGCGUAUUCCUGUGAAAUGUUUUUGCAGGGUAGCGUGACUUUGAGACAACACACUGAUAGUUCAGGAAAGUUUUUAGAAGCCCCAGGAAUAAACUUUUCAUUGAUAAAUUUGAAACCUAUUUGUCUUCAGUUAUUGACCUCUAUUAAGACAAUAGCCAUUUCCUGUGGGAAAGGUUCCUUCUCUUGGGUUUUUUCCCUCUGGUUUCCCCUCACCCCACAAUGUUGGUUAUGUUUAUUGCAUUUCCUAUGUCUUCAAAACAGCUUCACCUUUUAAAGAUGGGGUUCUUUUUAUUUCCAAUAAAAAGCAGGACAUGUGAAGUCCAUUUCGUUGAUAAUUAACAGGAGUUUGUAAAGAAAAGGCCUUUGUGUUUUGUGGCUCACCUUUCUCAGUGCUGGAGAGUAAAGUAAAAAACUAAUUAAUCUAGGGCUCCCCCCAAAUCUUAUUAUUGAAGAUGCAGCACUACCUUACAGAAUUGUGACUUGGUAGGCUUCCUUAUCUGUCUAAGAGGCUUUAGAGAUGUACCCUGCCCCUCUUGUUUUACAACGUAAUU